Messenger RNA from Blumeria graminis f. sp. triticale, 765 nucleotides. NCBI's taxonomy places the organism in Eukaryota, Fungi, Ascomycota, Leotiomycetes, Helotiales, Erysiphaceae. The record is from the annotation of a GenBank genome assembly.
AUGCACUGCCACUUCCUGGUAAUCUCUUCGCUCUUGGAAUCAAGAAUAGGAGAUACAUUUCAAUUUAACAUCAUCAAACCAUUUCAAGAGGGCAGCACCGGUCAUUAUAUCCGCUAUGAGGGACCACCGUACUGGUCAUUCGAGACUCCACCAGACGUAACAUGCGCGAAGUUAUCGAACAUUUCGAAGAAUCAUAUUAUUUAUAAGUUCUGCGCGGAGAGAGAGGCGGACCUUUCAUCCCUCGAGAAACCCUUUGAAGAUACUACCUAUCGCAAAAAUGAAAAGAUUAGAGGUACACUAGAAGAGGACCAAUUGUAUAAGGAAUGUUCCCGGCAAAUUCACAACCAAAAUUUUGGAAUAACUUUACUAAAUGUGUCUGCAAUCAGUAAAAACAGAAUACCUCCUUGUACCGUUCAAAUGAUCAUCUGGGAUAUCUCGCAUCGUCGUGCCCGAGCCUAUGGCCCUUACGGAAACUAUAGUCAUAAAUCUAGCGCCAAAGUCUCCCUUAAUUGGGACCUUUUAAUUCCCUUUCAUGAGUUCUUGGAUCGGAAAGAUCCCCUGAUGACCACAGAGGUACUGGGAGAGCUUACACAUCUUGUACAUGUCGCCGGAUUUCUAAAGCUGGUAACUCGUAAAUCUUUGGAGAAGGCUUACAAGAUUUCUCCAGCUCUUGGAAAUCCACCCGGAAACGAAAUCUACGAGUUUUUGGAGAAUUCUCAUAAUUUCAAGAUAAUUCCUCCACUCGAAGUUGAUGUUACUCGGUAA